This is a messenger RNA of Glycine soja, 3756 nucleotides long. Its product is annotated as DNA polymerase I A, chloroplastic/mitochondrial-like. Gene Ontology annotation, biological process: DNA-templated DNA replication; double-strand break repair. The transcript has 12 exons. The record is from RefSeq and is a predicted model, not a curated record. Gene Ontology annotation, molecular function: DNA binding; 3'-5' exonuclease activity; DNA-directed DNA polymerase activity. Bases 64 to 3288 code for a protein of 1074 amino acids. Lineage: Eukaryota; Viridiplantae; Streptophyta; Magnoliopsida; Fabales; Fabaceae.
GCUGGCUCCUAAUCUGUUUAACUGUGGAGGGAGCAGGAGCACUCGGAGGUGAUUUCUGCCUCAAUGGAGGUCUCUGCUUUAAGGCCACACUGCCCUUUAUGCCGCCGCCGCCGCUUCUCAAGUCCCUUCUCUCUUCCUUCCAUUUUACCUUCUCAGCCUCUGCAACGAAGAAAAAUGCAGUCAUUCCACAUUUCGCUCCGAAAUAGUACUGUGCUUAGAAAUUAUGUACUAUCUAGAGCAGAUUUCUCAUGCUGUCUAAAGGGGACAUCUGCGGGGUUAAAUAAAUACAAUGGUGUGAGGUAUAAGGGUAAUUUUUUGUGCAAGAGUCCAGUUUGCAUUUCAUCUAUGAAAAUUUCAAAUGCAUCAACUAGCACGUUGGAGGAAAUGACAGAGGAGGAAGAGCUGAACUCUUUGCAUUCAUGUGAAACCCAAGUUAGGACAAUGGGCAUGGCUUCUUGCAACAAUGAAUUUUCCACAACCACUUCAGGAAAAAAAUUGUCUGGUGGUGAUUAUAGAGGCUGGACUAUAGCAAAAGAUAAGUUAACUGAAAAUAAAAAGGAAAUGAAUGGCUCAAAUAAAUUUGAGAGUGAAAAUGGCAGUUUUUGUGCAUCUAAUGGAGUUGCUUCCAUUGAUCAGAACCAGGCUGUUCCCAAGAACGGGGAUAGCAAUAUUGUACUGCAGGAUCCUGGUGCACAUGUCCCAUCUUCUGUUAACUAUUCUGUAUUAAACAAUUCAAAGGUGUUAAUGGAUUCUGAAAGGGUGAUUCACCAGCAUAACGGAUCUUCACUGGGGAUUGGUAAAGAGAAAGUCCCAGUAGUCAAUGGUGAUCAUGGUUUGGAUGGAACUGCAAAGGAUUCAACUAAUGUAACACUUACUAAACAGGCACGUGGUACUGACCAAUCAAAGCUCCGGGAUAGGCUUUGUAGUAUCUAUGAUGAUAUUCUGGUUGUUGAUAAUAUUCAUCUUGCAGAGGAAGUUGCUAAGAUGCUUACAACAAAGUACCGGCAUCUUAUUUAUGCAUGUGAUACUGAGGUAGCCAAGAUAGAUGUCAAACAAGAAACUCCUGUAGAUCAUGGGGAGAUAACAUGCUUCAGCAUUUAUUGUGGUCCUGAAGCUGAUUUUGGAGGUGGAAAGUCCUGUAUCUGGGUAGAUGUUCUUGAUGGUGGAGGCAAAGAGAUUUUAGAAAAAUUUGCUGAAUUUUUUAGCGAUUCUUCCAUCAAGAAGGUCUGGCAUAAUUAUAGCUUUGACUGUCAUGUUAUAGAGAAUUAUGGAUUCAAAGUUUCGGGAUUUCAUGCUGAUACAAUGCACAUGGCACGAUUAUGGGAUUCUUCAAGACAUUUGGAUGGGGGUUAUUCUCUUGAAGGACUUACAGGUGACAGAAGGGUCAUGUCUAGGGCUCAGCUGAACCAUGAAAAGGACUUGAUUGGUAAGGUGUCAAUGAAAACUAUAUUUAGUAAGAAAAAAUUGAAAAAGGAUGGAUCUGAGGGUAAAACAAGUAUCAUUGCUCCUGUUGAAGAGCUACAGAGAGAUGAGCGUAUACCUUGGAUAUGUUAUUCUGCCUUAGAUGCUAGCAGCACUUUGAAGCUGUAUGAGAGCCUAAAGAGCCAUCUUUCAGACAUGCCCUGGAAAUUUGAUGGUGUGCCAGUUUAUGGGAAAACCAUGUAUGAUUUCUACAAUGAAUAUUGGCGUCCAUUUGGUGAGCUUCUAGUCAUGAUGGAAUCUGAGGGAAUGCUAGUUGACCGGGCUUAUCUUGAAAGCAUAGAAAAGGUGGCCAAAGCAGAGCAAGAGGUAGCUGUUAAUAGAUUCCGUAAAUGGGCCACUAGGUAUUGUCCUGAUGCCCAGUAUAUGAAUGUGGGAAGUGAUUCGCAGUUGCGCCAGCUGCUUUUUGGUGGCAUUGUGAACAGAAAGGACUCCAAUCAAACGCUUCCAACUGAACGAAUAUUCAAAAUUCCCAAUGUUAAUAAUGUGAUUGAAGAAGGCAAGAAGGCUCCAAAAAGAUUUUGUGAUAUAAAGUUGACGAGCUUAGGUUAUAAUCUGGAGACUGAGAUGUACACAGCAACUGGUUGGCCGUCAGUUAGUGGUGAUGCUUUAAAGGCCCUGGCUGGAAGUAUUUCCGCUGAUUAUGACUUUUUUGAUGAGGAUUGUAACUUGGAUCUCGAUGAUGAAGAUGAAAAUCCUUCUCAAAGUCAAGUUGCACCGGUAAAAAUUGAUAAAUCUGCAUAUGGGACAGCCUAUGCAGCUUUUCCAACAGAGGAAGAAGGGAGAGAAGCUUGCCAUGCAAUUGCUGCUUUAUGUCAAGUCUGUUCAAUCAACUCUUUGAUCUCCAACUUCAUCCUUCCCCUGCAGGGACAUAAUAUAUCAGGAAAAGAUCUCCGUGUUCAUUGUUCCUUAAAUAUCAACACAGAGACAGGACGCUUGUCAGCAAGAAGGCCAAAUCUGCAGAAUCAACCUGCUCUAGAAAAGGAUCGAUACAAAAUCCGUCAAGCAUUCAUUGCUGCACCCAGGAAUUCUCUUAUAGUUGCUGAUUAUGGACAGCUGGAACUUAGGAUUCUGGCACACCUUGCAGACUGUAAGAGCAUGUUGGAAGCUUUUGAAGCUGGUGGAGAUUUCCAUUCAAGGACUGCAAUGAAUAUGUACCCACAUAUUCGUGAAGCAGUUGAAAAAAAGGAAGUGCUUCUUGAGUGGCAUCCUCAGCCUGGUGAAGAUAAACCCCCAGUUCCUCUUUUGAAGGAUGCCUUUGCUUCUGAAAGAAGAAAAGCUAAAAUGCUUAACUUCUCAAUUGCAUAUGGGAAGACUCCUGUGGGGCUUUCCAAGGAUUGGAAGGUUUCUGUGAAAGAAGCUAAGAAAACAGUUGACCUUUGGUACAAUGAUAGAAAAGAGGUUUUGCAAUGGCAAGAGGAGCGUAAAAAGGAAGCUCGCGUGUUACAUUGUGUUUACACAUUGCUAGGGCGAGCUCGACGGUUCCCUUUGAUGGCCCAAGCUAACACCUAUCAGAAAGGUCACAUUGAGCGAGCUGCUAUUAAUACUCCAGUGCAGGGUAGUGCAGCUGAUGUUGCCAUGUGUGCUAUGUUGCAAAUUUCCAAGAAUAAACGGUUGAAGGAGCUUGGGUGGAAGUUACUUCUACAGGUUCAUGAUGAAGUCAUAUUGGAAGGACCAACGGAAUCGGCUGAGGUUGCGAAGUCCAUAGUUAUUGAGUGCAUGUCCAAACCCUUUAACGGCAAGAAUAUUCUUAAAGUUGACCUCUCUGUUGAUGCCAAGUGUGCUCAAAACUGGUACUCUGGGAAAUAGUGGUAGUCCCUUAUACAGCAUGAAAAGCCAUGACAACUGUUUGGAGAUUUUUUCUCAUUCAGAUAUCUUUGGCUGCAUGGUUCCUUUGGUAAUUGCAAUAAAAAAGAUACUGCUACUCUGGUGCCUCUAUUUUCAAGGCAGAAUUGAUAUGCCUUAAAUAUCAUUAUCUGAGGUUGAUUUCUAUAGAGGUUUUUGACAUCCUAGGAAAUUUUCCAGUGUUAUGUUUUGAUAAUAUAUCAAAGCAUAACACGUUUUGCUUUGAAGGAAGAAAAAGGCCAAAACCACUGGCCUCGGCGUUUUACUUGUCUAGUUAGCAGUUUUUUUUUUUUUUUUUGCUUCUAUAUUUUGAAUGUAUACCGGUUUUUCAUGCCUUGCAUCAUGUGCCGGUUUGUUGUUUUUUGUUGAUGCAAACUAUAUCAAUAUUGUAUAUAAAUUAUUAUAAAAAGAAUCUAUCUGCAUUUCUGUUGA